This is a messenger RNA of Sitophilus oryzae (rice weevil), 2674 nucleotides long. RefSeq names its product dual specificity protein phosphatase CDC14C-like. The record is from RefSeq and is a predicted model, not a curated record. Lineage: Eukaryota; Metazoa; Arthropoda; Insecta; Coleoptera; Curculionidae. Gene Ontology annotation, cellular component: centrosome; kinociliary basal body; nucleolus. Bases 147 to 1955 code for a protein of 602 amino acids. Gene Ontology annotation, molecular function: protein tyrosine/serine/threonine phosphatase activity; protein serine/threonine phosphatase activity. Gene Ontology annotation, biological process: protein dephosphorylation; microtubule cytoskeleton organization; positive regulation of cytokinesis. The transcript is spliced from 8 exons.
UAGUAUUCACAUGUCAGGUCGGCCAUCUUGUAUCAAUAAAUAAUAAAUGGCUUUUUGUUUUGUGUUUUGUGAUUGAAUAAAAUAAUUGUUUAAUAUAAAAGAAACAAUAUUUGAAAAACGAAAAUUAUGAUAAAGCAUAAACUGUCAUGUUCAAGACCUCACCAUUAAAAAGGAAAAGGCAAAGUUUGUUAAAUAUGGAAACUUUUGAUAAUGUUUUAUUAAAUGCUUCAGAAUUUAUCAAAGGUCGUCUGUUUUUUGUAUCUGUAAAUACAAAUAUCAAGCCAAAAUCGACUCUAUCAGUGCAUUAUUUCUCGAUAGACAAUGAGCUCUGUUAUGAAAGUUUUUAUUUGGAUUUUGGCCCUCUUAAUUUAGCCAUGCUUUAUCAUUAUUGUGUUAAACUGAGACGGAAACUUAAUAACCCGGCAUUUUUAAAUAAGAAAAUUGUGCACUGUACUGGAUCAGAUGUCCACAAAAGGGUCAAUGCUGCAUAUUUAAUUGGAGCAUAUUCUAUAAUUUAUUUGAAUUAUGAUCCAGAAAAAGCCUAUGAAGUUCUAAAUCAUGAUUCUACAAGGGAUUAUAUGGAAUUCCGUGAUGCUUCUAAAACUGAAGCAUUAUAUACUCUUUCUCUAUUGGAAUGUUUAAGAGCUAUUAAAAAAGCUCUUACUUAUGGCUUCUUCAAUUUUGAAAACUUUGACUUUCUUGAAUAUGAACACUAUGAAAGAGUUGAAAAUGGUGACUUUAACUGGAUUGUACCUAACAAGUUUAUAGCUUUCUGUGGACCUCAGAACAGAUCUAGGAUUUCCAAUUUUGGCUAUCCCGUACAUUCCCCAGAGACAUACUUUGCCUAUUUCAGAAGGCAUAAAGUCCGUACAGUUAUACGUUUAAAUAAGAAGGCCUAUGAUGCAAACAAAUUUAUCCAAGCAGGGUUUGAUCAUAGAGAUUUGUAUUUUGUUGAUGGGGGAAUCCCUAAUGAUAGAAUAUUGCAUCAGUUUUUAUAUGUUUGUGAAAAUUCUAUUGGUGCUAUUGCUGUACAUUGUAAAGCUGGUCUGGGAAGAACUGGGUCUUUAAUUGCUUGCUAUAUUAUGAAACACUGGAAAUUUACUGCAGAAGAGGCAAUUGCCUGGAUCAGAAUAUGUAGGCCUGGAUCAAUUAUUGGACACCAACAAGUUUGGCUGCAAGAGAAACAGAAACAAAUGUGGGAAGCAGGGGAGUUGUAUAGAAAAGUAAAUUAUAUGUCAGAACCAGAAAAAUGUCCAGUCGGCAUAUAUUGCCUCUCGGAGCUGAAAAGAAAAAAGAGCCAGGAUAAUGUAACAGGAAUAGUGAGGAAAGUUGAUUGCAUGGAAAUCAAUGAUCCCACAGACCAUCCGGAAUUUGAGGAAACUAAAGAGACACAAGGAGACAAACUGAAUGAAAUCAAAGCUCAAAGGAGCAGGCUUAAAUUAAACAGACCUGUUCUACCUGACAGAGAGAAAAUGCGUCGUGUCCACGUGACAACAACCACAACAACAACUAACAACCAAACCGUACUAAAAGGCGGAAAAAUGGUCAAUGCAGCCACUAGAAUCACUGGAUCUAGUAGUAGCCGUGUGGUGACCAAAAGAAUCGAGGUGAAAGACACCCCAGUGAGGAAAUUCACCACUACAAGAAAACUGACUGCGCCAAUCAUAUCGACCAAUUUGCAACUAAACGACAAGCGACCCACAAAAAUAAUUAAUAUAAAUCGGUAUAACGGCUUUCUUAAAAACGGUUACUCGUUGAAAAUCGACGACAAACAGAACGUGAAACGUGUGAAGCGGGCCUUAAUUUUAGAGAAGGAUAAGUUGACCAGUCCGAGAUCCGUCAAAGUUUUCCGCCGAUCUGACGUGCUAGCUUUGAGCUUCAAAGAGACCACCGCUUGUGACACAACACCCGCAAAUAACUGUUUAUCUUCGGCGAAGAUAAAUAAGACCAUAUGAGUUUCGGCCCCACAAAAUGAUCAUUAUUAUUCAAUGCCUAGAUUUACACCGAGUAGAAGAGUUGUUACGAUCGGAAAUAGAAGAACCGUUUAUUUUGAUCCAGCUGUUUUGAUGAAAGGAAAUAUAGUCCACUAAUAACCACCACCUAAAUGAAACUAGCUGAAAAUGUUGAUUGUAAAUAAAUACAAUUAAGCAGGCAUUGAGCUAUGAGUACUGAUUUAAAAUUGAUAUAGAAUUGUGAUACCAGAGCCUACUUAAUUUUCUUUAUCUAUAACCAUACGGUAUUUCCCAACAUAUCACCGUAUAUUUUACAGUACUGUCAAUUGGUAUUUUUUGAAUAAGAAUGUAUUGUAUUCAGUCUUAUUCUUCGUGUUAUUACCGGACAUGGUAUAUGAGUUGCCUUAUUUUUAUUCUUAAGGCUAUAUUCACAGACUGAAAAUUAUGUUUACUUGAAUCAUAUAGAUAUAUAUUUCUUUAUAUGUUUGUAGAAGUGCAUAAAGCUCGUGGUAUAUUAUUAGUAUUAUUUAUUUUUAUAGUUCUUUAUAUUUUAUUAACAUACGUAUAUAUGAUUGAUAUACACCAGGUGCUUAGAUAUACAUCCUCUCAUAUACUUAUUUGCAACUAUAUUUUAUCUAUUUACCUUGAUGAAAUAAUAUCACAGAUUAGGUAUCCUAUAAGUAUACAGAUAAAAAUCUUGUCCCUAAUUCGUGGUAGGAAAA